AGAGCAGGUGAAAUGUGGCCCGACUGGUCUGAUGGGAACAGAGAGAGACUCAGAGAGGUCGCUGAGUGACUGGCAAGCCUGUCAGUCAGGUGGAUUUAGCAGCAGUGAGGCUGGAGUUGAGACAAUGGCAUAGUUGUGUUUGUGUUGCUGAGUGUGGGUCUGUACUGUCACCUGGUUGUUUCACUGACUGAGGGGAAAGCUUGGAGCCCCCGUGGACUAACACCACCACUAGGCUUGACUAGAGUGGAAUUUCCCUCCUCUUCCCUGGCUGCAGCUGGGGGCAGAUGGUUGCUCUGAGAGUCUGAGCAGAACUCAGGAAGGAGAGUGAGAGGAAGGGUGGAGGGAGGAGGGCCGGACAGGGAGAGGAAGAGAAGCGAGGAGUGGACAGAAGAGGAGACAUGCUUCGCUACGGUUCAGGACGAACUGUUUCCACCACCACAACCACCACAACAGAGGACUCUCCAGGGUCUUCAAGUGAGAGGGGCAUCCGACGCCUGAGGUUAACUCUACAUGCAGGAGAUAAUGGAAACAAGGAACCCAAAACUGCAAACUCAGCCACACAGGCUGAGAAAGAGAAAGAUGUCAACGGGGCCUGGAAGAAGAAGAACGGGCUGAUCCAAAGAGAGAGGCCAGCUGGCAGGGAGUCGCCUCAGCAGCACCUCAGAGACAUGACCAAUGGGGUGCCAGAGACCUCGCUGCAGCAUCAUGGGCCCAAAGUGUUCGGUGUGGUGCAGAGGACGGGCUCGGACAGACAGCAGGAAGUGAUGGCGCGCGAGUGGACUGUCAGUCACCUUCAGGAUGAGAUGAGAUACAUCAGAGCGGUGAGAGACUCUCUGGAGAAGGUGAGGGAGCGGAUGUACGGCCAGUUUGGAGGAAUGCAGCAAUCAAUGGAGAAGCUUUCACAGGAAAUCAGGGCUGCCAACUCACACCGGAGGAGUCUGGAGUCAGAGGUGAAGAUCCGGACGACAGCCAUGGAGAGCUUUGAUCAGAUGAACAGCUCCCUCGUAUCUGCUAACAUCGACCUGCAGAAAUCCCUUUUGGAGAACUGUCAGAACAGAGUGAGCAUGAGAGAGGAGGUGAAGAGUUUGCGGAGCACCUGUGAGAAAACACAAGAAAAACUCAGAGACAAGGAGCGGGAGCUGGCUGCAGCACAGGCUGAGAACCAGACUUUGAGACUUCAGGUGGAGUCUUCGCGGGAGGCCAACAACCAGGUGCUGCACGAGCUCUCAGCAAAACUACAGAGAGAGUAUGAGGAAAAGCUGCAGGAGGAACAAAGGAAACACAGGGAGGAGAUUGAAAACCUACAGGCCCAACUCGAUGAGUAUAUCAGACGACUGGAGGAAGCAGAGAGAAACAUCAAGAUCGCAGAAGCCAAGAUCGCUGAGAGAGACCAAAGGAUCAUCGAAGUGGAGCGUCUUCUCGACUGUAUGGAAAAGGAGAAGGAUCAAUUCCAGAAGAAGCUGCAGGAAUGUGAACAGCGUCUCCGGCUGAUGGAAUUGCAAGACAAAACCGAUUCAACCGUAGCCAAAAGGUCCAAAGAGCUGCAGGGUGAAGCCGUAGAUCUCCGUGAGAGAAUCAAACACUUGAACGACAUGGUGUUCUGCCAGCAGAGGAAAGUCAAAGGAAUGAUCGAGGAGGUUGAAACGCUACGAGCUCAGGUCGCUCAGAAGGAUAUGUUCAUCUCAGAGCUUCUGGACAGAAUUGCCAUAGUGGAGUGCGAGAAUAAUGAAUUAGAAGACAAGCUGAAGUAUUUUAUGUCCAUACAGAAUAACCCGCGAGAGGUUUUGGAAACCAGAGAGAUCGGAGUAGGCUGUGAUCUGCUCCCCAGUCGCUUCCUGCAGUCCCACCCCACGUUGCCGGCUGAGACGUUCUCCCACAACCAAACAUCUGAAUCCCAACCUCCGGCAGCGAGUCUGGUUCAGUCCGGGAGAGAUGAGGUGGACGCAGGAACAGACUCAGACGCACGAUCAAGUUCAGAGGAGCCAGCUUUAUCUCCUUCCACUUUUCAACCGAGAUCAAGAACGCCUGGAGUUUAUACACCAUUCAUGAAACUUAUGGAAAUAACAGCUAAGAUAAAUAUAGAGUAAUCUUGAUGUAAUAGUUUGACUUGUUGGGAAAUUUACAAGCCAAGACUUGAAUAAGAAGAUUGAUGGCACUCUCAUUUCUGAACCCACAACUGGCAGCUGGUUAGCUUAGCUUAGCACAUUUUAUGGGAAUAAUCUACACAUUACCACUUUCAAAAUUCCCUUCAGGUUUUGCCAGGGACUUAGAUCGUGUAGUAAUGCAGGCCUGCCAGGUGACUCUGAUUGAUUCAAAGAACUACAAAGAAACCAAAUAGUUUUUUUUUCCUUUAUUGCAGAAUAACAGGAAGUGUAGUCAGACCAUUCUGUGCAAGAAAAGCAGCAAAACAGGCCUAGUUUUACCUCUAAACCUCAAAGAGACAUUUAGAAGCAGCACUUUGCCACAAAUAUGGAGGUUAUGAAAGCAAAAGUCAGGAAAUCAGAUUGGACUUACAGCUCCAAGUCAAGUAAUAGUACAUUACAAAUCAUAAAGUUACGUCUUAAUAUGUUUUCAUACAGACUACAAAAUGAGUUAAUUAAGAGCUUUAAAACUCCUAGUCGGCAGAUUUUGCUUCAUUUGGACAAAACAGACUAAUUAUAUCCCCCGAUUUUUCUAGUCAUUAUGCUAAGCUAAGCUAUAUGCAACUACAUUUAGCUUAGCAUUAAGCUAAUAUGCACUCUGAAGUAAAUAUGCAGCUAAAACUUGAGAAUGGCAUCAAUCCUCUCUCCUAUGUCUUGGCAAGAAAACAAAUAACUACAAUUACCAAAAAUCUUAAAUAUUUAUUUAAAACUCAGUUGGCUUUAGUCCAAGUUUUACUCCUGAUUAUCUUUUUUAAACUCUGUUACUCAGAAAUAAAUAUUUUAACAGUGACACAUCCAUAUUAGCUCCAUAUUAGCAAUUUUUCAGCCACUUGUGGUAAAGAAUGAAGAUGUAGAAAGUCAGCCUAUGUUUGCACAUAGCUCUCGUAAUAGUGAUAAUAAUAAUAAUAAUAAUAAUAAUAAUAAUAAUAAUAAUAAUAAUAAUAGGUGUUAGGUGUAAAUAAUCUCAUACUCUGUAAAAAUCUUUUUUAAAAUAAUGUAUUGAAGAGCUAUAUUUUGUUUGUUUACAGUGAAUGUAGCCUUGUAAUGUCGCUCACGGAGCUCUAAGCAUUUAGUCCUAUAUGAAGAUUGAAAUGGUUACUGUGUGUAUUUUGCUAUCAUUUUAUAUUUGUUCUGUACAAAUGAAAUGAACUGUAUUUUGUUAUUGUCAUAUUGUGUACAUAAUAUUUAUUAACAUGCUUUGUGCCUUUGUGAACAGCCUACUAUCUGAUACUGGUGGUGGGACUCAAUCUCUUUAAACUGGCGACAGGGUAAUGUGAUAAUAUGGUGAAGUUCUGUACUGAUGAUAAAGCUGUUCAAUCACUUUAAAGACAUUAACUUUAACAAGGUGACUGCCAUUCCUGAGCCAUGGGCACAAGUAUUAUCCAGCGGUUGUCUGUACUGCCACAACUGUGUUUGAAAAAGCUUUAUGAUGUGCCUUUUCUGUUAUGAUACAUAUCAGACUGCAACUAACAAUAAGAGGCCAGCAUAUGUUUGGAUAAUAAAGACUAUAUUGUAAAAGUA
Molecule: messenger RNA, 3662 nt
Organism: Acanthochromis polyacanthus (spiny chromis)
Lineage: Eukaryota; Metazoa; Chordata; Actinopteri; Pomacentridae
Gene: myzap
Product: myocardial zonula adherens protein
Exons: 14
Coding region: 399-2087 (562 amino acids)
Biological process (GO): intracellular signal transduction
Cellular component (GO): intracellular anatomical structure
Source: RefSeq, a predicted model, not a curated record